AUGUGGUUCUGGAUUAUCGCCUUCCUUCUAACGUUCAUAGCAAUUUUCGGUAACGCUCAAGUUAUUUAUCUUAUCUUGACGCGAAAGCACCUACGCACAAAAUCAAACUGGUUCGUGUUGUCACUCGCUGUAGCAGAUCUCGCUUUAGUUUCUGUCUUUAUACCGCCUCACUUCUCGUGCAGCAUAACCCACUGCAGCCAUCAGAUUGUCAUUCUUCAUUUUGUGUCAUAUUUUGGAGAAGCGUCUGUUUCCAACAUGAUCGCCUUCACAAUGGACCGUUACUUCGCUAUAGUGAGGCCACUGAAGUACCCGCUCAUUAUAACAAAAACAAAGAUUGUCCUUCUUCUUAUCACCGCCUGGAUGGCGCCCUUGGUACUGGACCUUAUUCCUACGUUUUUUCUGUCCAACGAAAAUAUUUCUCGUCUUCUAAGCAUGGUAAUUUUUCAGAUAACACCUUGCUUUUUGUUAGUGAUUGCAACUAGGAAAAUGAUCAAAAUAGCGAAAAACCAUUCGAGGCGCACGUCAGUGCUGUUGAAACAGUUAAGGUUCAACCAUCGGAAGGAGCCAAUCAGGAGAAGCAAGCCAGAGGCAUCUUCUGCUCGCUUGAUCACUGUGGUGGUGGGAAUUUUUUUAAUCUGUUACAUAUGUCAGUCUUUAUCUUCACUGUGUGCCUGUUUUCGAUCUUGUAAAGAAUCACAACCCCAAAAUCUUGUUCAAUAUACCUUAGCAUUGCUUCUGAUCAUAAAUUCUGGUGCCAACCCUUUCGUCUAUGCACUUUUUAAAAGAGAUAUGAAAAAGGAACUUUUUCAAAUCUAUCUCUGUAAAUUACGAAAAGGGAGAUGA
This is a messenger RNA of Pocillopora damicornis (cauliflower coral), 843 nucleotides long. Its product is annotated as octopamine receptor beta-2R. The record is from RefSeq and is a predicted model, not a curated record. Gene Ontology annotation, molecular function: G protein-coupled receptor activity. Gene Ontology annotation, cellular component: membrane. Gene Ontology annotation, biological process: G protein-coupled receptor signaling pathway. NCBI's taxonomy places the organism in Eukaryota, Metazoa, Cnidaria, Anthozoa, Scleractinia, Pocilloporidae.